AUGACAACGCUUAUAACUGGAGGCGGAAGCAAAGUGGGCUCCAAGCUUGCCCUUCUACUUGAAGAGGCUGGACGAGCCGUUCUGUUUGGCUCGAGGUCAGGCCGUGUGCCUGAAGGCUUCGACUCCGUCCACCUGGACUGGAAUGAUCCCUCUACGUUUACCAAUCCCUGGUCCUCCUCGCGAACUCCAGAGAUUUCUUACGUCUACAUCGUCGCUCCUAUCACAGAUCUCCAUCAUGCCCCCAAAAACAUUCCAUUCAUUGACCUCGCAUUGGAAAAGGGUGUGAAAGUCGGACGUUUCAGUAGUACAAGUGUCCCUGACCAGCAUGUCGCAGACAACUUGGAGUCUGACUUUCGAGAAGAAAUAGUCAAGCAUGGAACAGUGACAACUUGUAUUGCACAUGGUCGUACCCCUUUCGUCGCUGUGGAUGAAAUCGCCAAGGUGGCAUUCGACGCCAUCGUCAACCUCGAGAUUCCAUUCUUGAGGCGAGACCCGUUGAUUCUGGGUCCAGAAUUCCUUACUUACCAGGACGUCGCAAACCUCCUUUCUGAGGUUCUGAAAAAGCGCAUCAGCGUCAAACUAAUCAGUUUCGACGAAGCGUUGGCGGUUUAUCGGGACAUGUAUGAAGGGUCUGGGCUCGAUGAGGUCGCGGAAUGGUUGGUUGAACUGGACAAAGGCAUCGAAAACGGUUCAGAGGAACGGUACGGGUCCGAGCCAGGAGUGGUACUAGGGAAGGUGACCAUGAGAGAAUGGGUGGAAAAGAAUAGACACCUGUUCGUAUAA
Messenger RNA from Coprinopsis cinerea okayama7#130, 783 nucleotides. RefSeq lists its product as hypothetical. The record is from RefSeq and is a predicted model, not a curated record. The transcript has 2 exons. The coding region runs from base 1 to 783 and encodes 260 amino acids. Lineage: Eukaryota; Fungi; Basidiomycota; Agaricomycetes; Agaricales; Psathyrellaceae.